GAUAAGGUUCCGUGACGAAGAUACACAGAAAUUCAUUUAUUGUUAUAAAAAAUUAUGCUAACAAUAUAAUGCAAAUUAUUUAGUUAUAAGCAAACAUCAUGGCGUUCUUAGAGUGGCGUCGUUUUACAUUUUUUGAUGUACACAGAAAAAUUGACAAUGGAAAAGUGGCAGAAAAUUUACAAGAUACAACAAUAACAGCAACCACAAGUGGCAACUCUCAUGUGGUGCUGUGUGACAGCACGGGCUGGACCCACUUGGUGUCCCGCUCCUGGAAUGUCACUUUCUUCAAAGCGUAUGAACUCAGGGUCACACUCGCCCAACAGUUACCUCAUGACCCAUUGUUGGUCACUAUUGGAGAAGAUGAAGCGAGUGCGCCACUGGUAAAAGUAUGGGACUGGUCGCGCCGCGACCGACAUGACAACCCGACAUGCGUGCGAGUGUCGCGCGCCGUGCCAUCGCACAUGCGCGCCACGCCCGCCACCGCGCUCGCCGUGCACGACAACAAGAACCUGCUUGCUGUGGGCUUCCAAGAUGGUUCAGUAACGUUAUACCGAGGGGACAUAGCCCGUCAGCGCUCCGGAAAGAUGAAGACUCUAAUGGACUCUGGAACCAGCCCUAUCACCGGCCUCGCCUUCAGUGGCGCAGAUAAACUGUUCGUGGUGUCCCGCGCCAGUGUGUUGGUGUAUUGGCUGGGCACAGAGCGCUGCGUGACGUUAGACAGCAAGGGAGCGUUGGCCGGCUGCUCGGUACACGAUAGGCACCGCUUCACCGUGGCCAAGGACGACGCAAUAUUCAGCUACACGAGCGAAGGGCGCGGGCCCUGCUACGCCAUCGAAGGCGAGAAGGUCCGCCUGGCCCGGUUCCACAGCUACCUCGUCAUCACCACCACGGCGGCCAAGCACGCGCACCGGCUCACUAUACUCGAUAUACAGAAUAAGUUUAUUGUCUUCGAAAACACUUUUGAAGAAAUCGAAGCCGUCCUAACAGAAUGGGGCUCAAUCUACAUCCUCACGAAGAACAAAGAGAUGAUUUACCUGGCAGAGAAAGACCUCCACUCGAAACUUUGGCUGCUGUUCAAAAAGAACCUCUAUGACGUCGCGAUAAGGAUAGCGAGCGGGCAGCAGUACGAUGCAGUGGGGCUGACGGAAAUAUACAAGCAGUAUGGUGAUCAUUUGUAUGGCAAGGGUGACCUAAAAGGUGCUAUAGAGCAGUAUAUCAAAACGAUCGGCUGGCUGGAAACCUCAUACGUCAUCAGGAAGUACUUGGAAUCCCGCCAUUUGGAACCUCUAGUGUUAUAUUUAGAAGAGUUGCAUAAAAAAGGUGUGGCUACGGAAGACCAUACAACGCUAUUGCUGACUUGUUACGUCAAGUUGGAUCAGCAUGAUCAGCAGGGGAAGUUGAAGGAGUUCAUUAAUUCCAAGGACAAAAUCAUUGAGUUUGAUGUGGAUGUGGCUAUUAAGGUAGUCCGCCAAGUCAGCAUCGACGACGCCCUUACCCUCGCGGCCAACCACAAGCGCCACGACUGGUACCUCAAACUCAUGAUAGAAGACAAGAAAGCAUACAGCGAAGCAUUGCAGUACCUGUCUGACCUCGAGUUUGAUGACGCGGACGCUUAUAUGAAGAAAUACGGCUUGAAGUUGAUACAACAUCUACCUGAAGAAAGCACGGAGUUUCUUAUAACACUAUGCACGGACUACAAGCCCCGCAACAAACCCCUGGUCGACGAGGCCGCCCUGACCGGUGGCUACAGAGAACCCGAGCGAGCCAACCCUGAUGACUAUAUACACAUGUUUCUGUCCAACUCGGAGCAGCUCAUACACUUCCUUGAGCACAUGACGAAGGCGGAGUCGCAGAGCUCUACGCUCGUGUAUAAUGCGCUUAUAGAACAUUAUAUACAUGUGUGGGCGAAGUCCCCCGCCGAGAAGAAGGCAGAAUACGAAGAGAAAAUAAUGAAGGUGCUACAAGACCCUAUGGCCAACUACGACAAGGACCAAACAUUAGUCAUCUGCCAGAUGCUGGGCUUCCGAUCUGGCAUGCUUUAUCUGUAUGAGGAGAACAAACUAUGGCGCGCACAAGUGGCGCUCCACAUGCGCGCAGGCAUGCCGGAGCGCGCGCUGGGCGUGUGUCGCCGCCGCGGGGGCGCGGCGCCGCGCUUGUGGCUGGACGUGCUGUGGUGGCCCGUGCGCGCCGCACCCGCAUCCGCACCCGCACCCGCACCCGCACCCGCACCCGCACCCACGCCAAUACUACCGGAGCUCCUACAUGUCAUUGCCACCGAGAAACUUUUAUCUCCUAUUCUAGUCAUCGAUUGCCUAGCAAACGUGCCUUCAUACACUCUUGGAGAUGUCCGCAAGUACCUAACAGACGUGCUCAAAUCCGAAGACGACGUGAUAACCCGCGAGCAAGAGCUAGCUGCCAAGUAUAAGGGGGAAAGCGAGCGAAUGAAGGCCCAGAUCCACACAUUACAACACGAACCGGUCCCCUUCCAGAGCUCAAAGUGUGCUGCUUGCAACCGUCCGCUGGAGUUACCUAGCGUGCACUUUUUGUGUCAACAUUCCUUCCACCAACAUUGUUUCCAAAGCUACUCCGACUCGGAGCGCGACUGCCCCGCCUGCGACAAGCGCACGCGCCGCGAGCCGCCGCCCCCGGCCGCUGAAAGUUUACACGCCAGGCUGCACCAGGAACAUGACCCCUAUGCAGUGGUAUCCGAGUACUACGGCCGCGGCUUAUUCAACAAGCUGACGGUAAUAACCGACGCCCAGGAGCCGGCGGCGCCCACACCGGCGCCCGCGGCUCCCGGGGCGCCCUGGCCGGCCCCCGCAGGUCCCGGGGCGCCCCGGCCGGGCCCCGCAGGUCCCGGGGCGCCCCGGCCGGGCCCCGCAGCCCCCGGGCCCCCGGGCGCCGCCGCCGCUAGCUACGGACCAGGCGCGGAGGCUAAACUAAGACUGCAGGAGGGACAGAGCAAGCAAGUAUUCGUGCCAAACGCCAGCAAGCAAGUAGCACCGAAAGGGACCUCCGUGAUCCCCGUACCAGAAGGGCGCAUGCGCCUCAUAGAACAACAGCAGUACAGCUCCAGCCUUGAAGCCAACAUCUCCCGACUAGAGCCCAGAGUCCACAACCCCACCAAAACCUCCCCCCUAGCCUCACCUAUGUCUAACAGAAAAAUGGAACCGAAAAGCCUACGACAAUCACCAAAAAUAUCAUCAGCUAUUAGCAAUGGAGCAAAUAAAAACCCAUUUGAAGAAGCGUACGAUGACACGAAAAACCCCUUUGCUGAUGAUGAGAAUGACCCCAUGAAUCCGUUUGAGGAGGAUGAUGAUUAUGACAAGAAUCUGAACCCGUUCUCGUGAGGUUAGGAUUGUGAUCUCAGUACUUUAAGGAAAUUUGAGCUCGCCCUGGGAGGUCCUUGGUGAAUGGUGUACUAACGAAUGUAGCCUUAGUUAAAAGUAUUUACCAACGAGCCUAAGGGCCAGUGGCACCACAAUUAGCCAACUGAUAAGCGUCACUCAGCAGAGUUAUAUGAAACUUCACAUACAAUAAAAUUUAGCGAACGCUUUAACUGUAACAGACGGUUUGGUGCAAUCAACCCUAAGAUGGUCACGCGUUUGAUAUCGUGGCCGUAACUUUAACAAUUAUGUAAGCGCAAGAUUGAUGUAUCACACCAUGAUAAAAAUGCUACCAUCCUAUACAUGCAAGAGUUAAAAGGGUUAUAUAAACCAUUUUGGCGUUCGAAGUGCGGGGCAGAGACAACGGGGGAAGGGAAGACAACUCAUGUUACAGCGAAAAUGUAAACUUGGGCCCGAAUAUUCAAACUGUUUGAUAUCUGUUAAUUGUGUAUUUUGUGGACAUGCUCAUGCACGUUGCAGUUUUAUAGGAAAUUAUUAUAUUUUGUUUUGUUAUAUAUUU
This is a messenger RNA of Cydia strobilella, 3906 nucleotides long. It is a transcript of the gene Vps11, whose product is annotated as vacuolar protein sorting-associated protein 11 homolog. Gene Ontology annotation, molecular function: protein-macromolecule adaptor activity; protein binding. The record is from RefSeq and is a predicted model, not a curated record. Bases 99 to 3350 code for a protein of 1083 amino acids. NCBI's taxonomy places the organism in Eukaryota, Metazoa, Arthropoda, Insecta, Lepidoptera, Tortricidae. Gene Ontology annotation, cellular component: HOPS complex; endosome. Gene Ontology annotation, biological process: organelle fusion; endosome organization; vesicle-mediated transport. The transcript is spliced from 19 exons.